AUGUUUGAAUCUAGCACUUACUAUUUGCUAAAACCUUUUCUUAUCUAUCUAGAUAUUUCCCCCUCUCUCUCUGUCUAUCUUAAACUCUUCAUUAUCUAUCUAUCUAUCUAUCUAUUCCGUCCAUUAUCAAUCUAUCAAUUUAAGUCUGCUCAUAUCUAUCUAUCUAUCUAUCUAUCUAUCUAUCUAUCUAUCUAUCUAUCUAUCUAUCUAUCUAACUGUUCCUUUCUCUUUUUUGAACUUUUUUAUUAUCUAUCUAUCUAUCUAUCUAUCUAUCUAUCUAUCUAUGACAGUCUGUUCAUAUCUAUCUAUCUAUCUAUCUAUCUAUCUAUCUAUCUAUCUAUGACAGUUUAUUCAUAUCUAUCUAUCUAUCUAUCUAUCUAUCUAUCUAUCUAUCUAUCUAUCUAUCUAUCAAUCUGUUCGUACCUAACUGUCAGUCUGAAAUCUGAAAACACCAGUUCUCGUUCGAUAACCGACGUUAAGCAGCCUCGAAUCCGUGCUUUCAUUUGUUUCUUUCCUUUGUUUUUUCUUUCUUUUUCGUUCAUUCUUUGUUUCUUUCUUUUCUUUUUAUUUCUUUUUCUUUCUUUCAUUUCUUUCUUUUGUUUUUUCUUUCUUUCUUUCUUUCUUUCAUUUCUUUCUUUAUUUUGUUUUUUCUUUCUUUUUCGUUCUUUCUUUCAUGUCUUUCUUUUACGUUUUUGUUCUUUCUUUCAUAUCUUCCGUUCUUUUGUUUUUCUUUUUCGUUCUUUCAUUCUUUCUUUCUUUUGUUUUUCUUUCUUUUUCUAUCUUUUGUUUUUUCUUUAUUUUAGGUUCUUUCAUUUACUUCUUUCGUUUGUUUUUCUUUCUUUUCCUUCAUUCUUUAUUUGUUUCAUUCUUUUCUUUUUAUUUCUUUUUCAUUGUUGCAUUUCUUUCUUUCUUUUCUUUUUCUUUCCUUAUUGUUUUUUCUUUUAUUUCUUUUUUUCCUUUCUUUUUCGUUCUUUCUUUCCUAUCUUUCUUUCUUUUUUAUUUUUCGUUCUUUCUUUUGUUUGUUUUUCCUUCUUUUUCGUGCUUUCGUUCUUUCUUUUGUUUUUCUUUCUUUCUUUCUUUCUUUCUUUCUUUCUUUCUUUCUUUCUCCACCUAUUUUAA
Molecule: messenger RNA, 1119 nt
Organism: Acanthosepion pharaonis
Lineage: Eukaryota; Metazoa; Mollusca; Cephalopoda; Sepiida; Sepiidae
Source: the annotation of a GenBank genome assembly